Messenger RNA from Leptonychotes weddellii (Weddell seal), 2340 nucleotides. The record is from RefSeq and is a predicted model, not a curated record. Lineage: Eukaryota; Metazoa; Chordata; Mammalia; Carnivora; Phocidae.
AUGGCCCCACCUGCCUGUCUCAGCCACAGAGACCUGAAGCCCGAGAACCUGCUUUUGGAUGAGAAAAACAACAUCCGCAUCGCAGACUUUGGCAUGGCGUCCCUGCAGGUGGGGGACAGCCUCCUGGAGACCAGCUGUGGGUCCCCCCACUAUGCGUGUCCGGAGGUGAUUAAGGGGGAGAAGUAUGACGGCCGCCGGGCAGAUAUGUGGAGCUGUGGAGUCAUUCUCUUUGCCCUGCUUGUGGGGGCUCUGCCCUUUGAUGAUGACAAUCUCCGUCAGCUGCUGGAGAAGGUGAAACGGGGCGUCUUCCAUAUGCCCCACUUCAUCCCUCCAGACUGCCAGAGCCUCCUGAGAGGGAUGAUCGAAGUGGAGCCUGAGAAAAGGCUCAGUCUGGAGCAAAUUCAGAAACAUCCCUGGUACCUGGGCGGGAAACACGAGCCAGACCCUUGCCUGGAGCCAGCCCCAGGCCGCCGGGUGGCCAUGCGGAGCCUGCCAUCGAACGGAGAGCUGGACCCCGACGUCCUGGAGAGCAUGGCCUCGCUGGGCUGCUUCAGGGACCGCGAGCGGCUGCACCGCGAGCUGCGCAGCGAGGAGGAGAACCAAGAAAAGAUGAUCUACUAUCUGCUUUUGGAUCGGAAGGAGCGGUAUCCCAGCUGUGAGGACCAGGACCUGCCUCCCCGGAAUGACGUCGACCCCCCUCGGAAACGUGUGGAUUCCCCCAUGCUGAGCCGUCACGGGAAGCGGCGGCCAGAGCGGAAGUCCAUGGAAGUUCUGAGCAUCACGGAUGCUGGGGGCGGCGGCUCCCCCGUGCCCACCCGACGCGCCCUGGAGAUGGCCCAGCACAGUCAGAGAUCCCGCAGUGUCAGUGGAGCCUCCACCGGUCUGUCCUCCAGCCCUCUCAGCAGCCCAAGGAGUCCUGUCUUUUCCUUCUCACCUGAGCCCGGGGCCGGAGAUGAGGCUCGGGGCGGGGGCUCCCCCACUUCCAAAACGCAGACGCUGCCUUCUCGAGGCCCCAGGGGUGGGGGCGCCGGGGAGCAGCCCCCACCCCCCAGUGCCCGUUCCACGCCCCUGCCUGGUCCCCCAGGCUCCCCGCGCUCCUCUGGGGGUACCCCCUUGCAUUCGCCCCUGCACACGCCCCGGGCCAGUCCCACUGGGACGCCGGGAACGACGCCACCCCCAAGCCCCGGCGGUGGAGUCGGGGGAGCCGCCUGGAGGAGUCGUCUCAACUCCAUCCGCAACAGCUUCCUGGGCUCCCCUCGCUUUCACCGGCGCAAGAUGCAGGUCCCCACUGCCGAGGAGAUGUCCAGUUUGACGCCAGAGUCCUCUCCAGAGUUGGCAAAACGCUCCUGGUUUGGGAACUUCAUCUCCUUGGACAAAGAAGAACAAAUAUUCCUUGUGCUAAAGGACAAACCUCUCAGCAGCAUCAAAGCGGACAUCGUCCAUGCCUUCCUGUCGAUCCCCAGCCUGAGUCACAGUGUGCUGUCACAGACCAGCUUCAGGGCCGAGUACAAGGCCAGUGGCGGCCCCUCCGUCUUCCAGAAGCCCGUCCGAUUCCAGGUGGACAUCAGCUCCUCAGAGGGUCCAGAGCCUUCCCCACGACGGGACAGCAGUGGUGGUGGUGGAAUCUACUCCGUCACCUUUACGCUCAUCUCCGGUCCCAGCCGUCGGUUCAAGCGAGUUGUGGAGACCAUCCAGGCACAGCUGCUGAGCACUCACGACCAGCCCUCCGUGCAGGCCCUGGCAGAUGAGAAGAACGGGGCCCAGACCCGGCCUGCUGGCACCCCACCCAGAAGCCUGCAGCCCCCACCCGGCCGCCCAGACCCAGAGCUGACCAGCUCUCCCCGCCGAGGCCCCGCGAAGGACAAGAAGCUCCUGGCCACCAAUGGGACCCCUCUGCCCUGACCCCAGGGGGCCGGGGAAGGAGGGGAACCCCCUCCACCCCCCUUCCCUGCCCCCCAACUGUGAAUCUGUAAAUAGGGCCCAAGGAGUAUGUAGGGAGGGGAGAGAUACAACAAACCCGGCCUUGCCCUACAAGGAUGGGGCUCAGGGGGCCGUGCCCAAUGGGGGGUGGUUCUAGGGGGGGCCGAGGGCGGGGGAGCUGUUUCUAUUUUAUUUAUUGAUUAAUUUAUUAUUUUAUUUAUUGAUCAAUCUCUCUGCAGGGUGGGGUGGGGGAGGGACGGGGGCUGGUUGGGGUGGCUUAGCAGAUCCGGACGGAGAGGGCCAUCUGUCCUUGUGUCCCCAACUCCUCCUUCCUGGGCCCCCCCUUCCCCGGUUCUCCCCCUUCCUCUCACAACCUUCUGUACGGAUUUGCUCUCCGGAAGGAAUUCUGGUUUCGCGUGA